AAGAGCUAGCAGAGUAAUAUUUAACAGGAACAGAACUCCAGAGCAUUGUGUUACAGUUCACUGAGUGUCCCCAGCACAGAACAAAACUACACUGCUUGCAUUAUUUGGGAACACACUGAAGCUGCUGACAGGUUUAAAUGCAGGGCCAGGUUUCCACCACAAUGAAAAUAUGAAGAACCCCGGUUCAGUGAGCCUUUGGUGGGCAGUUGCCUAAUUUGCAGUGUGAAAUUUGGGUGAAGAUUUUGGGAAUUCACUCCUUUUUCCCCUCUGCAGCCGACUCAAGAUGACGACGGCCACGCCACUGACCAAUAACACUCAGCUCUCAGUGAAUGUGACCACAAAGUCCCAAGAACACAAUCUCUAUCAAAGCUCUGGAGCAAUAGUUGCUGCCAUCGUGGUGGGGGUGAUUGUUAUUUUCACAGUGGUUCUGCUCAUCCUGAAAACAUACAACAGGCGCAUGCGAGUGCGGCGGGAGCUGGAACCCAAGGGCUCCAAGCUGGCAGUGCCACCUCCUGUGGGGCACAGCAGCCACAGCCUGGCCCAGCAGCCCUCGGUGACCUUCAUCCCUGUGGACAUCCACCUGCAGAGCAGGUAACCAGGAGCUCCCUGCCAGAGAAGAGAUGGAAUUGUUACCCCAUGGAGCUGGGACUGCCCUGGGAGCAGCAGCCAGCUGGUGUUCCCUCUGUGAAGUGACACAAUCCCUGGUUCCCAGCUUUGGGAGGAAAAACCAGAGGUCUGGACACUUCCGCUGUGACUGAAAUGACAGCUGGAGGUCUAGGAUGGCAGUGAGACCUCCUCUGGGUCUGGAUAAACCAGGAAGAGAAGAUGCCCAGGUGUUGUGGAGCUUUUGCUCCCUCAGAGACUCUGCACCCUCUGUGUUCUGCUGAGGAACUGGAGGGAAAGUCUGGACAUGCCCCAAACCCAGCUGGGACCUGAGUUUGUUACGAGUUACAUGCAAGAGGUUUGUGGAUUAUUUUAUACCUGAUGGGUAGUACAGGAGGUAUCAAAAUUGUAUUUAUCUUUGCUCAUAUUUCAUGUUUCUAAUCUCAAAUAUGUACAGGUUCUUAUUUUCAAGUAUUUUAACUGUUUCUAUAAACUCUGUAACUCUCCAUUUCUGAAGGAACUCGGUGUCUGAGGGGUUUCACUCUCAAUCCACGUUCAUGGCUGGAGCUGUGUUAGAAUGCUCAGUCUAACACAAAAUCUGAGUUCUUUAACUGACAAAAAUAAGCAUGGAAAUAGAAAAACCAGCUUGGACAGAGCAGGGGAGGCUCAGUGCAGCCCCAGUUGCCACUCACCCUGCAAGGCUUUGUUCCCUGGUGCAGCCCAACUAUUUUUAGCCAUUUUUUAUUCUCAAACCAACCCGAAGUGAGGCUGUUUUGUGAGUGUGAGGGCUGUGGGUGUGCAGCAGUGGCACAAAGGAAUUCCCAGGGACACUCAGAGCCCACGGGCUGGGAACACAGAGCACCAUUGUCACACACUCACUGCCAGAUUGUCUGAGAUUUUAUAGUUUGUACUUUUUUCCAAUAAGCUUGGAUCUCUUAGGCAGGUCAGUUUAACUAGCUGGUAAUUUUUAUUGUGCAGAAACUAAAUUCAAUUACUUUGCCAUAUUCUUUUUUGGCUGAAACUGGAGCACGGUUUGGAUUCCAAAGCAAAUAUUGAGACAGCUGUUUGUGAAGUUUCUGAAUCUCCUUGUGAAUAUUUCUCCUGUCCAGGUUCUUUACCUUAUUUUUUGUGGCAGGGAGAAUUGAUUUAAGAAUUCAAAAGGGACAGCAGAUGCACAUCUAAUUCUUUUUCCAAAAAAAUAUAAAGGAGCUGGUUUUUUGUUUCUA
Molecule: messenger RNA, 1829 nt
Organism: Melospiza melodia melodia
Lineage: Eukaryota; Metazoa; Chordata; Aves; Passeriformes; Passerellidae
Gene: NCMAP
Product: non-compact myelin associated protein
Exons: 4
Coding region: 284-595 (103 amino acids)
Biological process (GO): peripheral nervous system myelin formation; regulation of myelination
Cellular component (GO): plasma membrane; paranode region of axon; Schmidt-Lanterman incisure
Molecular function (GO): structural constituent of myelin sheath
Source: RefSeq, a predicted model, not a curated record